Molecule: messenger RNA, 4937 nt
Organism: Lagenorhynchus albirostris (white-beaked dolphin)
Lineage: Eukaryota; Metazoa; Chordata; Mammalia; Artiodactyla; Delphinidae
Gene: CCDC170
Product: coiled-coil domain containing 170
Biological process (GO): microtubule cytoskeleton organization
Cellular component (GO): Golgi apparatus
Molecular function (GO): microtubule binding
Source: RefSeq, a predicted model, not a curated record
UUUCAGAUACGAUACAUUAUAUAGGUAAGGUUAUGUCGGCUGUUAUAACAGAUAAGCACCCGAAGCUCACUGGCUUAACAAAUGGGAAGUCCAAUCAGCCAGGACGCGUGUAGGGGAGGUGACGGGGUUGUCUGCUCUACGCAGACAUUCCGGGACCCAGGCUGAUGGAGGUUCGACCACAUUCAGUAUGUGGCUUCGGAUGCCAUCCUGGAAUCAGGAUCUGGCCAGAUUGCAGGGGAAGAGAGCGCGUACAGAAUCACAUGGGAAGUUUUUACAGGCCCAACCUGAGAGUGAUGUACUUUACUUCCGCCCACGUACCAAAGGCCAGAAAUUCAAGGUCACGCCUAACCAUGUUUAGUGGACAGCUAACCUGUCCCUGACACAUACAUGAUUGCGAUAUAAUAAUUGGAAAACAUAAACCUGGGCCCUGGAUUUAUGUUUUCACCUCGGGGCAAGUCAGGCUGAAUUUAUGUCUGAGUGUUUGUGACUAUAUGUGAAUCCUGAAAUGUGUAAGAACUGAUUGAGAGAGUUUUGUUCACAGGUAUGUUAUAGAAUGGCUGCCUCUGAAGCAUGGUGUGCUAAGGAAUGAGGAUAAUUCUGACUUUUCCUCAUUUUAUUUUUCAGAGUUCUGGGAAGAUCACCUCCCUAGUGAAGUCUUUCACCUACCAUCAGGGUUGUUGAGAAGGUUGAAUGCGAGAACGCUACAUGAUCUGCGGAUCCCAGUACAAAAGGCAAAUGUAGGACCCUUUGUUCAAAAAUCACUAAGAAUUUCAAGAGUGGGACAGCAGGGAGUUAAACCAAGCGUGAGGCCCUUCUGAGCGCAGGGCCUGUGCCACUGCACGGAUUGCACACCCAGCAAGCGGCCAGGCGCUGGAAGACGCAGAAGCCUUGGCACACAGUGGGCGCUAAAUAAAUGCUCAUUCACCUUCGUGACAGCGCACGCCGCCAGUCCUGUCAACACUGACCCCUGGCUAUCACUCGUCCCUGACCUGAGGACAAGACCCGGAACUGCGCUCGCGAUGGAGUCCCGCGGUGAAGACCAGCCUCCAGCCCCGCUGUCCCCCGUCGCUCCGGCGGGUGUGUGAGCCUCAUCCUGGCCGGAUGUGGCCGCUCGGCCGCUGCGCCGCGCCGCGCACCGCGGGGGACACCCUCGGGAGGAACGGGGUCAGUCAGGCGCCCCCGGGCGCGUCUCGGAGGCCCGGACGGCUCGCAGCCAGGCCCGGGUUCCGGGUCUCGCGGGCGCAGCGUGCGUCCGGGCCUCGCCGCAGUGUUUACCGGUUGCCCGAGGAGACGCACCGCGCGCACCGGCGGCUCCCGCGCCCCCCUGGCUCCCCGCCGCCCGCGGGUCCGAGCGCGCAGCGGGGCCCCGGCCGCCAUGAGCUGCUCCGGCCGACGGCGCCCGCAGCCCACCCGCCGCGCCGCCUUCGGCGUCAAGUCGCCAGCGCCCGAGGAAACUUAUAAUCAUCUCUUGGAAGUCACAGUUACUCGGGAGCAGUUAAACCACUAUCGGAAUGUGGCCGAGGCUGCCCGGAGUGAACUUGCAGCAACUCUGGUCAAAUUUGAAUCUGCUCAGUCUGAGCUUCGAAAACUGAGAUCCAAGAUGCUUUCCAAAGAAGUUUCCUGUCAAGAGUUGAAAGCUGAAAUGGAGAACUACGGAGAAAACAAUGCCAGAGAAUCGUCUCUCCUCACCUCUUUGAGAGAUAGAGUUCAGGAGCUAGAAGAAGAAUCAGCGUCACUCUCCACUUCUAAAGUUAGAACUAAAAUCACAGCUCAGUCUGCAGUCAAGGAGAACCAGGAGUUAAAGAAGAAAGUUGUAGAACUGGACGAGAAAUUGCAAAGAUGUUUAAAGGAAAACAAGGAGAAUAAGGAUCAAGUCUCACAGAAUUGCAGGGAACAUGAGGAAUAUCUGGCUUAACUUCAUGACUGCUUAGAUCCAGGGAAGAAGAAUGAAAAGGCAUCAGAUGAAGAUUUAAUUCUAAAGCUUGGAGAGCUGUGCAAGGAAAACGCAUUCGUGAAAGGACAAAUCGUUACUCUUGAAGAGACUAAAAAUGUCCAUGAGAUGGAGGCAAAAGCUAGCAGAGAAACAAUCAUGACUGCUUCAGAAGUAAACAGAGAGCAGAAAGAAGCUGCCUCCUGCGUGGAAGAGAAAGAGAAGCUGAACCAGGACUUGCUCAGUGCUGUAGAGGAGAAAGAAGCUCUUGAAGGGGAAGUUAAGAUCCUCCAGGAAAGGCUGCUUGCUGGCCAGCGGGUCUGGGAUGCCUCAAAGCAGGAGCUGAACCUCUUGAAGGGAAGCCCUCUGGAGUUGGAGAAGAGUUUGAAGGCCAGUGUGGAUGCAGCCACAGCCUUGCAGAGCGAGUACUCCUCAUUUAGGGAGAAAAUUGCAGCCCUCCUGAGGAGGAGCUCGGGCACGCUUAGGCCCACGGAGGAUGCCAUUCUGGAGAGGAUUCGAGAAAUGGGCGACCGGGAAGAGAGCGGGAAACGGAUGGUCUCCCAGCUUGAAGCCCAAAUAUCUGAGCUUGUUGAACAGUUGGGAAAUGAGUCUGGGUUUCACCAGAGAGCUCUACAGAGAGCCCAGAAAGCAGAAAAGAAGUUGGAGACUCUUCAGGGUCAGCUGACACAUCUGGAGGGAGAGCUGGUCUCUGGAGAUGUUUUGCGAGACAACUUGAAUUUCGAGAAGCAAAAAUAUCUUAAAUUUCUGGAUCAGCUUUCAGAGAAGAUGAAGUUGGACCAGAUGGCUGCUGAACUUGGCUUCGACACGCGUCUGGAUGUAGUUUUAGCUCGUACAGAGCAGCUGGUCUGCCUCGAGAGUGGCACAGUCAUUGAAAACAAGACGGUCGCCUACAGUUUACAGAGAAAGCUAAAGACUCAGAAAGAAAGACUGGAGAGCAAAGAGCUGCACGUGAACCUCCUCUGGCAAAAAAUAGCCCAGCUGGAGGAGGAGAAGCAGGUGCAUUUGGCAUCGGCCGUGGAGAGGGACAAGGGCAAUGUCACCAUCAGGAAGUUGCAGAAGAAGGUGGAGAGGCUGCAGAAGGAGCUGAGUGUGUGUCGAGAAUCGAACACUGACCUCAAAGCCAAACUGGCUGACACCAGUGAGCUUCAGAUUAAAACUUUGGAACAGACCAAAGCUAUUGAAGACCUAAAUAAAUCCAGAGACAAACUGGAAAAGAUGAAGGAGAAUGCUGAGAAAAAGCUACUGUCUGUCAACUCAGAAUUGGAGACUACAGAGCAUGGGGCUAAGGAGAGUAAAGAGAGGGCCAGAAACAUGCUAGAAGUGGUAACCAGUGAAAUGAAGACAUUAAAAAAAUCUCUGGAAGAAGCAGAAGAGAGAGAAAAGCAGCUGGUGGACUUCAGGGAGGUGGUUUCUCAAAUGCUGGCCUUGAACAUGACCAGUCUCGCUCUUCCUGACUAUGAAAUCAUCAAAUGUCUUGAAAGACUGAUCCAUUCACACCAGCAUCACUUUGUCACCUGUGCCUGCCUCAAAGAUGUGACCACAAGGCAAGAUGGACACCCACAAGGCCACUUACAACUUCUUCAUUGAACACCAUAUCUCUUGAGGGAGGUGGAGAUGAGUGAUAGGACAGAGUUCUCAAUUUCACAAAUUCCCCAAACCUUUGAAGUUUGAUCAGUGUGUGAACAUCGUAUACUUUGAUGAUAGAGCAAGAAUCGAUCAUGGGCAAAAAAGGAUCUCAAAGGUGCCAGCCUUAGGUAAAUGUUUGGCGCUAAAAUCACCUAUUAUUGUAUUUGCUAGCACUUUGGGACCCAGAUGAAUUUCACUAGAUUGUGUAUCUAGAAUGGGAAAUGACGGUAGGGGAUUAACAAUUAUGGGGUUUCCAUUAUGAGUCAGGAGUUCUACUACCCAAUUUAAUUCUCAUAAUAACCAUGUGGAGAAACUUUAAUGUUUUUACUUUACAACCUCUCUGGGGCUUGAGAGGUGAUCUUGGUUACCUACCUAUGAUUGCAGUUAGUUAGUGACAGAACCAGAAUGAACACCAGGUUGGCUCAGUAUCAAAGACUGCACCUUCUCUGUUAUUUCACAGUCCUACUGUUUCUCCUGAAAUUCCUGCGAUUCUGGUGGAAAUUGCCUUCAUCACAAAGGAAGGAAAACAUCUGUACAAUCAAGGAUUGAAGUCCAAAAGUGACUGAGAUUUAUGAGUGUAACCCACAUGAUUUCUUUAAAAAGCCAUACACGGGCUUCCCUGGUGGCGCAGUGGUUGAGAGUAUACCUGCCGAUGCAGGGGACGCGGGUUCGUGCCCUGGUCCGGGAAGAUCCCACAUGCCGCGGAGCGGCUGGGCCCGUGAGCCAUGGCCGCUGAGCCUGCGCGUCCGGAGCCUGUGCUCCGCAACGGGAGAGGCCACAGCAGUGAGAGGCCCACAUACCGCAAAACAAACAAACAAGCAAACAUACACUGUCAUAAUAUUAUUUUUCCAUUUUGACUUAUCAUUAAUUGUAUUUCCAGAUUCAUAUAAGAGAUUAAAAAUGGUCCAUACUAAAAAUGGUUAGUCCUGUACUUUUUCCUUAUUACACAAAAUUACAUUCCAUUUAUCUAAAUAUGCAUUUAUAUAAUAUUUCCAAAAUAUAACUCAAGCAUAGAUACAAUCAUCUUUAAUACAUAUAGAAAUAUUUAAAGUGUUUGAAUAUAGUCCUUAGGAAUUUCUGGUGGAAAGACUAUAUGGGAUAAGAAAAAUAAAUUCUGUCUAUGUAUAUAUGUCGAUAUGCGCAUUAACUAUUUGUCGUUUGGACAAAUUGAGAAUCCCUUAAUAAAGCCAUUUCCCUUCUUGUUGAAAUGCCAGUUGGUUGUCGGCUUUCCCUCUGUGGCCUUCAUGCCAGAGGUGGCAGGCCAGCUUCACACUUUUGUGUUAGAUUUUGUUCUUCUGUAAUAUCCAUGUAUAUUUCAUGUUGUCCAAUAAAAUGCAUUAGUGUGAUGUGAUCUUCUAAA